GCACAGGAUGAGUGUAGGGCAGAUAUGGGACCUCCAAUGUCUCAAGGAGGCUGAGAGCAAGAAGCCAAGGUAGAAAAGUCUACUGGAGAGUUUGCAAGAGGGAGGGAAAAGAAAGGAAGAAGAAGCUCACACUUGCCAGUUUCAGCCAGGAGCUUCUCACCAAGUGAGGAAGACAAGGAGCGAAGAAAUCUCAGAUCCACCUGGAGAAAAGAUGGCUUUGGGGAAUGGCCGGUGGCUCACUAACACUUCUGAAGCUUCUUACUCAUGGUGUGGUUUGAAACCAGUGGCUACUCCUGAAUUCUACUGCAAUCCAUCCUUGUCCUCCACAGUUUGAUGGACCUCAUGGAAGGUGUCAAUCAGACCCUACAGGUGACUGAAUUCUUGUUCCUGGGUUUCUCUGGCAUGCCCAGAGGUCAACCUUUCUUUUUUCUGCUCUUUCUGGCCAUCUACUUCAUCACCUUGGUGGCCAACUCAAUGAUUCUCAUCUUGAUCCAGCUGGAUUCGCACCUCCACAGCCCGAUGUACUAUUUCCUCAGCCAUUUGUCUUGCUUAGACAUCUGCUACUCCUCAGUCACGAUCCCAAAGGUCCUGGUGAACCUCUUGCACCAGCAGCCCACCAUUUCCUACAACGAGUGCAUGACCCAGAUGUUCUUCCUCAUGACAUGUGCUGGAUCUGAGUGCGCCAUGCUGGCUGUGAUGGCCUAUGACCGCUAUGCGGCCAUCUGUGAACCUUUGCACUAUUCUCAACUCAUGAGUAAGGAGGUGCGAGUCCCUCUAGCUACGGUUUCAUGGGUCUGGGGCCUUCUUGAUUCAGCCGUUCACACUGCCCUGGCCACCGAUUUGGUCUUCUGUGGAGCCAAUGAGAUCCAUCACAUAUUCUGCGAUGUCCCCCCGCUCUUGAAAAUUGCUUGCAGCGACACUUAUGUCAAUGAGAUGGCUCUUCACACAGCAAGUGUCUUUGUGGGCCUGAUCCCUUUCCUCCUGGUUGUCAUUUCCUACAUCUACAUCCUAUCUACAAUUCUGAAGAUCCGUUCUAGCACUGGAAGGAGAAAGACCUUCUCCACCUGUGCUGCCCACUUGGUUACUGUCAUUGUUUACUUUGGCAUGGCCAACUUGAAUUACAACCGUCCACGUGUGGGCUACUCUUUAGGGGUGGACACUCUGGUCUCCACCCUGUAUUGUAUUGUCACCCCCAUGGUGAACCCCCUAAUCUACAGCCUCCGAAAUAAGGAGGUCAAAGGGGCCCUACAAAAACUUCUGAGCAUUCAGGAGAAGGAAGAUGCAUCACCUGGAGAGCAAUGAAGGAAAAACUAGAUCUUCUUCCUAACCCUCUCUGCUUAUCCUUGUCUGUAAAGUAGCAACAGUUGGAGGGGAAGUAAGUACACAGGGGAAAGAAGACCAGGAGAUUCUAGGGAGAUCCACUGGUUAAUUGUUCUCACUCAACAAAUCUUUCCAAUUUUUGUUCAUAGAAUAAUCUCACUGCAGUUAUCAUGUACAAAAACCAAUUUCUGUAAAAAAAAAAUUCCAAUUGUUUGUCCAUCGAACCUCUGGGCUUAAUUGUAUAUUAAUAUUAAUCUUUAAAAUCCUCUGAAUUCCUAUGCUGAUAUAUCACCACCAUCAUUUUAUUAAAAAAUCAUUUUAAAGUUUAUAACGUAGCAUAAAUUUCAAUCCUUCAGUCCAGCUAUUUUCUCAUUGUUUCAUCCGUAUCUUACAACCGACCUUUUUAACCUCACAUUGUUUCCCUUGCUCUUCUGUUUCAAAUUGCAAAUGAAAAGGUUUAGACAUUUUAUCAAUUACGCUUUCAUCAUUUGUCCAAAAUUCUGUUUCAAACUUAAUCAAAACUGUGGAUUAUUUUGUCUAGUUCAAAUCUUUCUAAUAAUUCUAAAAAAAAAACAAAAAAAACCCACUGACAACUAUGUUCCUCUACCACCAGUUCUUCCCUGGAUUUUAUUUUAUAUUCCCCUUGACAAAAAUUUGGUGGUAAGUUAGCUGUUUGUGUUGGCCCAUUAUUUCUCCUCUACAAAAUGCUUAUCUGAAUAAAAUAAAAUCUUUGAAA
This is a messenger RNA of Crotalus tigris (Tiger rattlesnake), 2056 nucleotides long. Its product is annotated as olfactory receptor 5V1-like. Gene Ontology annotation, molecular function: G protein-coupled receptor activity; olfactory receptor activity. The transcript has 2 exons. Lineage: Eukaryota; Metazoa; Chordata; Lepidosauria; Squamata; Viperidae. The record is from RefSeq and is a predicted model, not a curated record. Gene Ontology annotation, cellular component: membrane. Gene Ontology annotation, biological process: G protein-coupled receptor signaling pathway. The coding region runs from base 334 to 1302 and encodes 322 amino acids.